Danio rerio (zebrafish) is the source of this 5181-nucleotide messenger RNA. The record is from RefSeq and is a predicted model, not a curated record. NCBI's taxonomy places the organism in Eukaryota, Metazoa, Chordata, Actinopteri, Cypriniformes, Danionidae.
UGAGAGGAAUAAAGAAGAGGGGGUGGGACGGAUCUCCCGCAUUGUCUUUUAGAUUUGGGGAUGUUCACAAAGGGUACUUCCCAGAAGCCCUGGAAUUUUUAAGUCGUUACCGCUAAAAUGUGCCCCAUUUUUUUGUUUGUUCCUUUUUCCUGGCGUCGUUAAAGUAGUAUUUUUUUGUUUUACUUUUGAAAUGUGGAGUAAAGUUUGAACCCUGUUUUCUGUAGUCGGGAAUUAUUCGGAGAUUGAUGGGCGAGAUGGGUGAAAUGGGCUCAGUUUAUGAGCAAUAUUACACAGGUGGAUGUACAAAGACAGAGGAGGAAGAAGCCGCGAGCUCCGAGGAAGACUCAGGCUCUUUUCACGGCUCUGGGGUCUGCAAAUGGUUUAACGUGCGGAUGGGCUUCGGAUUUCUGUCCAUGACCCACCGGGAGGGCAUCUGUCUGGACUCACCCGUGGAUGUCUUCGUCCAUCAGAGCAAGCUUCAUAUGGAGGGUUUUCGCAGUCUGAAGGAAGGAGAAGCAGUGGAAUUCACCUUUAAAAGAUCCUCUAAGGGUCUGGAGUCCUUACAAGUGACGGGGCCUGGAGGGGCACCAUGUGUGGGCAGCGAGAAGAAACCUAAGGGUACCCAAAAGAGGCGGUCAAAAGGAGAUCGAUGCUUCAACUGUGGAGGACCCAAUCAUCAUGCCAAAGAAUGCCAGCUGCCACCUCAGCCGAAAAAGUGCCAUUUUUGCCAAAGCAUCUCCCACAUGGUGGCCAACUGCCCAAUCAAAGCACAGCAGUUGUCACCAGGAUCUCAGGGCAAAUCGACAACCUCAACAGGAGAAGAGGAGGACAUGAGCCACACUCCCUUACUGCCAGAGAGCACUGAUUAGCAGAGGAAAGGUUGUCAGGGAAACACAAGCACCAAUCAAAAAGUUUCAGAGGAAAAGCUGCUUUUGAAACUAACUCAGGUUUUUCUUUUUCAAACAGCAGAAAUGAAUGUCAACAGCUCACUUUUGUACUUUUAGUGAGGAAAUUAAUAUUGUAAGUUGUACAAAAAAAAAAAAGAUCAUUAUACUAUCCAUCUUUAUUUAUAACCAUCUUCAUUGUCUUAGUAAAAUGUAGGUAGCUCAGCUUUGGGUUUGUUUAGAGGGCAAAUCUCACAUGAACAUGUCUAAGAUUUAAAUAAUAUUUUACUUAAAAUGAAGCUUGUUUUCAUUAUUAUUCAGAAAUCUUUUUCUUUGUUGGCAGAUUUUUGUUUUAUUUUGCCACUUUUUAAUCUUUUGUAAAGAUUUUUCUUCAAUUUUUUUAAGGAAUUAUAUGGUACUAAUUUACAAGUAUAGAAUUAUGACAAUUAUUCACUUGUUAAACAUAUUGUGUAAACGCUGAGUGUGUUGUUGCACAACCUUUUGUUUCGUUUUUUAACAAUAAAAACUUAAAGAAAUUUAUUUAAAGAAAAAAAUGCAUAUUAAAUUUUAAAAUUAGUAUGAUACUUGCUUUCCAACAUGUGUUUUACUCAAAAACAAGAAAACUAAAACUAAUAUUCCAAACUAAUUUAGUUUCUUCUCUUUUUUUUUUCUUUUUUUUUUGGGGGGUGAAAACUGACAGCAAAUUUGUUUUAGCCUGAUUAAUAAUGCUUACAAUUCAAUAAUAAUUAAAAUACUAUUUACUUUAUUUGGGGAGAUAUUAUAAUGCGUGUAAUACAGAUAUGUUUUGUGAGAUCUGCCCUAAAGUGUGAAGCAAAUGUGAAAAAGUAAAGACUUUUAUUUUCUGCCUUAGCAAAGUGUCUUCGAUUUGUACUGAAACAAUCAAAACGCAUCAUGUUUACGGAUUGCAAUAUGUUUGGUGACACACAUGUACCUUUGCAUUUACACACAAGUGAUAUUUUGCUUUCUGAUGACAAAAUUAUUAUUGUCAUCCACAAGUACAUUUACAUUUUUUUAUAUUAAUGUUAUCUGACACUCUGAGAUUGUUCUGAACCACAGGCCAAGUGAAUGUUAAGGUUGUGUUUGUGCAUAUGAUACCUCAGCUCAGCCUCAUAUCAUCAGUGGAAAUACUCUGCACUGUCUCUAGUUAGUUCAUAAGAAAGCCACUGUGGCUUUCUUAAAUUAUUUAAUGACUCGUAAUUGUAAUGAAUGGCUUGCUCUAAUUUUAAAUCUUGGGAAAUCGAGAACCUAUUCCCAAAUUGUGCAUAAGCCAAGACAAUAGCACGUUUAUAGUGAUAAUCUUUUUAACGUUAAAGGAGAGUCAAAUGAUGUGCCAGGCUAGAGAUCCUGCUUUAUUUGAUGUUACUUUAUUGUAAAUAACUAUUGUGAACUUGUUUUAAAUCGCUGAUAUUUAUUUGUAGCCACACAAACUGACCUCAAACUUGAUGCGAUGCUGCAAUGGGUUUGCUCUUGAAUGCAAACAGACAAAUCCUUUAUUUUAGUUUAAUAAUGCUUAAACUGUAGCUUUGAGUUGACCAGAAUCUGCUGUAUUAUCAAGGCAGAAAAAAAAUAUGAGUUUCACAUAUGCAAUUACAUGUUUAAAAUCAACAUGAGGUUGAGUGAUAACAAUUUUAAAUUGGGUGAUCUAAGGGUAAUGGAGCAAAUAAGCCAACAAGCUUCAUUUUUAGGAAAGUAUUUAGCUUUGUCAAAUAGUAAUUGUCAUUCUAUUUGCCGUUUUGUAUGUUUGACAGUUCAGAUACUCAGUGUGAAAUAGCUGUAGUAAACCAACAUAGCAUUCUUUAAUACUUGUUGCAUCACAAAAUUAUGUCUAUCAUGUUAAAAGCGUAUUCCGUGAUCUGCAUUAUACAAAAAAAAAGUAUGAUUUUAUUUUUGAAACUCCUAAACAAUUGAUAUUUGAGCAGAUUUGACCGUGUAUGAAUUGGUUAAGUUACUAAAAUGUAAACUAAUUACACUUUUUCUGUAAGUAAUUUGUCUUAUGAUGUUUUACUAAUUGGUUACUUUUAUAUUUCUUUCAUACUCUAUUCCAGUGCUGCAAAACCUGCAGUUUGGUUUUAAUUCAAGUAAACGAAUGACAAAUGGUGAAUAAAAGCGUGAAAUGAUUGGUCUUAAAAAAAAUAAUGAAAGCACUGCAUGUGUUAAGCACAGAUUGUUAGUACAUACACACAGCAGCAAAACAUUUAAUGUGGACAAAAAUGUUGUCAAAGAUAUCCCUUUUUACCAAAACGUGUGAAAUGUGGUUUAGGCACAUUUUCAUGUGAAAAUGCAUAUGAACAAAUUGUGGACAUGUUUGGAAAUGUUUCGCAUGAAAAUGUUCCCAAACGUUGUGAUUUUUACCAUGUUUCCAUAUGUGAAGCUCAUUUCUGCAAGGACUGUUUUGUUUCUGGAAGUGAUGCGUGCUGGUUUAAAGGGUUAGUUCAAAUAAUUUUGUUAAUAUCUCACUCUUGUCAUUUUAAUAACCUGAAGCCUUCUAUCAUCUUUGGAACAAAAAUUGAGAUAUUUUAGUUGAAGUCUGAGACUUUUCUCAUCCUCAAUAGACAGCAAUGGGCCUGAGAUGUUUAAAGUCCAGAAAAGAAACGGAAAACAUUUCAUGUGACUUGACAUUCCAUGAGUCAAAUUGCGCUUGGUAAACAUGCACCAUGACCUUGAACCUCUCAAGUCGCAUGGAAUGUUUUGACAUAUUUAUUUGGUUCCCAUUUAAAACUUGUGACCAUUGCUGUCUUUAAAGGUGGAGAGAGCUCCUGGAUUUCAUCUGACACUGUGUUUCUCAACUAUGUUUCUGGAGGACCCCCAGCCCUAAACAUUUUCCAUGUCUCUUUAACCAAACACACCUGAUUCUGAUCAUCAGCUCAGAUCAUCAGAGACAUCCAAAACAUGCAGUGUUGGUGGUCGUCCAAAAAACGUGGUUGAGAAACGCUGAUCUAAAAUAUCCUAAUUUAUUUUCUGAAGAUGAACGAAGGUCUCGGGGGAGUAAUUAAUAACACAAUCCAAGCUAACCCUUUAAACAGAGACUAUAGUUAUAUCAUUUAAAAAAAAAAAAACUUGCAAUUUGAAAUCAAUUUUUAAAGGUUUGCAUUUUCAAAGUAACAAUGUAAACAAUGUUAAUUUUUCCGUUUUACAGCACAUCGCUGCUCCCAAAGUGUGUUUUGCUGACCAGAGCCUUUCAGGUUUUAGUAUAUUAUUGCAUGAAAGUAGGUGUUAGAGUAGUUUAAUAGGGAUGGGUGGAUGGGUUUCGCCUUGAGCAGCCUGUUGAAAACUUGAAGUUUUCUUUUUCAGGGAUGUGAAGGUUUCUUCAUCAUUGUAAAGAUGGUAUUUGGUGUCAUGCUAUUAUUUUGUAUCCCAUUAUCAUUUCAAUAUUUUGUUGUAUGUUUUUUUUUUUUUUUUUAUCUUUAUUUAAAGUUAGAACGAGAUGCUAACUUGUUUUGAAUCUAUACAAAUCUACCUCAGGGUGUGCUGAAAUGUAUUAAAUAGACAAUUCGAUUAGGACAUUGUCCAUUUAAGUGUGUGUGUGUGUGUGUGUGUGUGUGUGUGUGUGUGUGUGUGUGUGUGUGCGCGCCUGUGUGUGUGUUGUUUAUUUUAUAAUUCUAGGUGUAAUGUAUUUAAUUUUGGUGUGAUCGUUUCAGGAUUUUUUUUGUUUGUUUGUUUCACCUAUAGGCCAGCUCACAAAAGAAGUGCAAAUUUUACAGUUCUUUUAAUAUUUUGUUUAAUUUUUUGGUAUAUUGCUUGAUGUUUUGUUUUUUGGCCUGUUCUGUAUGCUGAGAUUGUGAACUCAGGAAUAUUUGUUAAUUAUUUCUUUAGUUUCUAAUGAAUGAAGAGGAUAAUCAAUGUUGCUGACCUGGAUUUGUUUUAUUAUUAUAAAGAUUGAUUUUUCUCAUGUGUUCUCAUUCACUGAUGCUCAGGAUAUCAAAUGCUGCACAAAUAUGAAGACCUACUCAUGUUUCGUUUGUAUUUUCUUCGGUUGCCUUGAGUACUCAUUGCAGGUGGCCAAGACUCUAUAUGUUCCAUUGUGUGUUUGAUGAAGACGAGCAUGUUUUGUGUUCCGGUGACCAAAGAAUGUAGCCACAAUGAAUAUGGCAGACGAAAAGCAUGGAGCUCAGUUUAUAGAGUUUCCUCUGCAAUCACCAUGCUAAAACAGUUUCAGAGAGAGCAAAUUCAUUUUCAGUUUAUCGUGAUGAAGCAUGCAAAGAAUGUUGUGCCCAAAGUGUGUUUUAGUGGUAACAUUACAACUGCUUUCUAAGUGAAUAAAUAUCUUUUUACGACC